Molecule: messenger RNA, 5097 nt
Organism: Cyclopterus lumpus (lumpfish)
Lineage: Eukaryota; Metazoa; Chordata; Actinopteri; Perciformes; Cyclopteridae
Product: FYVE, RhoGEF and PH domain-containing protein 6-like
Exons: 21
Coding region: 499-4269 (1256 amino acids)
Cellular component (GO): cytoplasm
Molecular function (GO): guanyl-nucleotide exchange factor activity; metal ion binding
Source: RefSeq, a predicted model, not a curated record
CUCAUAUUCAAAGUCCCUUAAUAAUACUAGUGGUGGUAAUUUUAGCAAUGAUGAUGAUGCAUGUGGAAAUUGCGUGGGAGGACAUUCCUGUGUAAUGUCCAAAGUCCUAAUGCAAUUACGUAGACGUGUUAAUCGGAAGGAGGUGAGUGUGUACAACAAGCCUUCGAAGUUCAUGUUGCACUAUUUUACAGUCACGACACUUUAUUCGUUGUUGUUGUUGACCGAUCUGGCAACCUGUGGCCCCCGAGGACCCCUAGUGGAGCGUUGAAGGAAACAAAGAGGAAGCUCUCCGGCUCAUGUCGCUGGCAGCCAGUCAUCCAGCCGAUGAGAACGGGCUGUGUGCAGCAGGAUCGACACAUGUCGGAUAACUAAAGCGCUGGAAAGGUCGAUUUGUACCAGAUGACUUAUUUGGCAUCGACGGCUCGCGAUGGAUCCGGACGCCAACGACGAUCACUGAUUGUUGAGAAUUGACCAAAGCGAAACGAAGUGAGUGACGCGAUGAUGAACUCAGGCAUGCAAAAGCCACCUUUGGCCCCAAAACCAAAGCUGGCCCAGCCCCAGAGACCAGCGCCGUUUCCUUCAACCCACCGAAGAGACUCCCUCGCACUUCCGUCUCCUGGCACACUGAGGAAGGUCAAACCAGUACUGGCCCCCAAACCCUGCCUCUCCAAACUCACCACUGCUGUCGCAUCCAAACCGCUCGCUUCAAAGAGCCGGCUCCAAACAUCUGCGACAGAAACCCCACGCAUCGACGGCCUUCUGAACUCCCAAAAUGGAAUACAGCAAGACAACAAAAAGCCAGAUUGGGAUUACAUUAUUCCUAUUUGUCUGUGUAGCCAGGAACACUGUAUGUGCAUCAGGAACACAUCAGCAAAUAGAAGGCUUCCCCCUCCACCUCGAGGUACUGCGGACAACAGAGGAGAGAAAACGGACAAUGCUAAGUGCAAAAAUAUGAACACGUCCACCAAUACUCACGUCACAAAUCAUAAACUUCUUCAAUCACUUACUUUAGAUAAACUUCUCAACACUGACAUCAACACCUGCAGUCCUGAGGUGACCGUUCGGCCGUCCUUUCCUCACAGAACAUGGAGCGAUGAGGCAAACGGUAACGUGAUACCUCCGAGUGCACCUGGGCGCGGACCAGCGGAAGAUGCUCUUGGCUCAGAGCAGAUAUCUUGUGUCCCCCGGGCCAAACCAGUCCCAGCAGCCUCUAGAAAGCCCAUCCCUGUCCCGGUACCACGGAAACCCAGGGCCGCUGUGCUGGCCCAUCAGGAAAAGGUGGAGGAGGAGGAUGGAGAGAUCGUAAGCCAGGAAGGGAGGGAAAUGAACGUCAAAGAGGUGAAGGUGUCACCAGAGGGGAAAGGCAACUCAUCACUGUCUGUCAGUGUACCGCCUAUAUUUCUGUCUGCGAGAAGAACCUGCGCUCAGCCAGCUCCUCCGCCCAGGAAAAAGCCUUUACUGUCUGCACUUGCGAAAGCAGCAACCUCUGCUCCACACACUCCCCCGAAGGAUGUGGAGGAGGAAGACCUGGGUUGGGACAGCAGCAUCCAGGAGAUGGAGGUAUCGGUAGACAAGGAGGAUGACGAGGUGGAGGAGGAAGGAACGCUUGAUGAGGAGGGAGUCUACAGUGACUUCACACAGAGUCCUCCUUCUAGCAGUUUGCUCAAUCACCCGGAGCUGCAGCCUCCUGCCGUCACUGUGGCAGCGGAGGACGAGGUGGUCAAGGUGGUUCCCAAGAAGCCCCAGAGAAACUGCAGCCCGAUGGCACAGAUGGAGAGGAAGGGAUCUUCUGAGGAGAAAGAGGAGCGUAAACUAGGGGGCGAUGAGAAAAGUCUGGGCCUUCCUACACAGGAUCGUGUUUUGAAGGACAGAUUGAUGAGGGAGUUGCCUUUGCUUCCGGUCGUGAAAACGAGCAGAAAAAUCUUAACACCUGGAAUCAUCAAGGCUGCUCGGUCCAGCCCGGGCAAACCGAGAGCCAAGUCGUUCUCUGGCGCCGACGUCCUUCGCUCCGACGGACAGAAGAGGAACUCUUUCCGGAAACUGCUGGACUUGAAGCUCUCUGUGAAGAUGCUUCCCAAGCUUAUAGCGAAAGGAGGCCAGAGCUCAGACUGCAAUGAGGUUGAAGAAAGUGUGGACAGGGACCAAGACGGAUGUCAAAACCUCCUCAGGAAUCCAGGGGCUCAGUGUAAAUUCUCCUGCCCGCUGAUUGGAGUAGAGCAAAGUGUGGACGGAGACGAGUUAUCUUCUGGAACAGAACAAGAUGUUUACUAUGAGAACGUUCCUCACUAUGAGGAAAUAUCAGACUACAUGAAUGUGCAUGUGGGAGGGGCAGUUCCAUCUCGUCGGGCCUCCAUCUCACAGCUUGCAGACUGGCAGUAUAAUGAUGAGGGCAUUUAUGAGGAACAAGAGCCAUAUAUGUCCUUUGAGAAAAACCCUGUACAGCUACAGUGUCAGACGCCAACAGACUGUGACAGAAUCUCUGUCGAUGAGGAGGUGAGCCCCCUGGACGAUGGCCCCUCAGACGAGGAGAUCUUGGCCAACACCUCAGAGGACGAUGGCAGCUCCAUCUCCAGUAAAGGAGACCCUGAGCAGCCAGAGGAGAGUCCGAGUGCACAGAAGAAGAGCAAGAUUCACCACAUCGCCACAGAAAUUAUGAGCUCUGAGAGUGUGUUUGUCGAUGUCCUGAAGCUGCUUCAUGUUGACUUCCGUGACGCUGUGUCCAUGUCGUCUCGUCAGGGCGGGAAGCCUGUGAUCGAGGAGCGUCUUCUCAACCAGAUUCUGUACUACCUCCCGCAGCUCUACGAACUCAACCAAGACCUGCUGAGAGAACUGGAGCAGAGAGUAGCCAAAUGGGAUGAGAAUGCACAGCUAGCAGACGUUUUCCUGAAGAAAGGGCCCUAUCUGAAGAUGUACUCCACAUACAUCCGCGAGUUUGACAAGAAUGUGGCUCUACUGGAAGAGCAGAGAAAGAAGAACCCGGCAUUCGGCGCGGUGGUUCGGGAAUUUGAGGCUAGUCCACGCUGUGCCAACUUGGCUCUGAAGCAUUACCUACUGAAGCCUGUUCAGAGGAUUCCUCAGUAUCGGCUGUUGCUUACAGACUAUCUAAAAAACCUGUCUGAAGAAUCACUUGACUACAAGGACACACAAGCUGCUCUUGAAAUAGUGAAAGAGGUGGCCAAUCAUGCCAACGACAUCAUGAAACAAGGGGAUAACUUCCAGAAGCUGAUCCAGGUGCAGUGCAGCCUCAACGGCCACCAUGAGAUAGUCCAACCUGGACGGAUCUUCCUGAAAGAGGGCACCCUGAAGAAGCUGUCAAGGAAGGGCAUGCAGCCCCGAAUGUUCUUCCUGUUUAACGACACAUUGCUGUACACCACUCCUGUCCAGUCGGGCCAGUACAAGUUCAACAACCUGUUUUCUCUGGCUGGGAUGAAGGUUAGCAAACCCAGCCAAGAGGCCUACCAGAAUGAGCUGAACAUUGAGAGCGUGGAGCGCUCCUUCACUCUCUCAGCGAGUUCGGCCUCAGAGCGAGAUGAAUGGCUUGAGGCCAUCUCCACGGCAAUCAGUGACUACACCAAGAAGAAGAUCAGCUUUAUAUCUGGAAAACCUCCAGAAGAGGUAGAGCUGAGAGAUGGUGGUGAUGGUGCUCCUUUGGGAUCCACAGCCCCAAUAUGGAUCCCUGACCCACGGACCACCAUGUGUAUGAUCUGCACCUGUGAGUUCACCAUAACAUGGAGGCGACAUCACUGCCGUGCAUGUGGAAAGGUGGUGUGCCAGUCAUGUUCCGCCAACAAAUGCUGUCUUGAAUACCUAAAGAACCAGUUAGCACGAGUGUGUGACCAGUGUUUUCCUGUUCUUCAGCUGCAGAAAAGUGAACGAGCCCGCUCAGCAGUCGUAUCCCCUGGAAACAGAGCAACCUUUGCUUUCUCCAGGAAGCAGAAGAAGAUACCCGCAGCACUCAAAGAGGUGACGGCAAGCACAGACAACUCCUCCAUGAGUGGGUAUCUGCAGAGGUCAAAGAGCAAUAAGAAGCAGGGGAAGAGGCUGUGGUUCGUUAUCAAAGACAAAGUCCUGUAUACAUAUGCUGCAAGUGAGGACGUUGCAGCCUUAGAGAGUCAGCCACUGUUGGGCUUUAUGUUGAAAGUUGAUUCAUCAGAGAAGUUACAGUUUAGGCUUUACCACAAACACACACUUCACUACAUUUUCAAAGCCGACGACCUCCAAACAGCACAAAGAUGGAUCGACUCAUUCAAAGACGCCACGGUGCUUUAAUAUUGGUUAACUGUGUGUGUGUGUGUGUGUGUGUGUGUGUGUGUGUGUGUGUGGCUGUUCAACAUACUGUUUUACCUCAGUGCUCUCUGAAAAAAACAUCUGGAGACACUAUAAUAGUUGCACUGAAAUAAAAUCAAAAUAGUGUUUUAUUGCUUCUAUCAGUGUAGUUACCUUUUACAUAGUUUUAAAAGGAUGGGAAUUAGCCGUUAGUUUUGUAUAUUAAUUUUUUUAAUUUACAUUCAUGCAGUUUUGGCUGCAGUUUAAGAAUCGUAUGCCCAAAUCAUUUGUGGCUUAUUUAGACAUUUUUUUUCUUACAUUUUACAUAGUUUUUUAGUAUCCUGCUUGCUUCUGCGCAGCACAGAUUUGUUAAUGAAAGCUUAUCGUCAAUAGAUUUGUAAUGAAUUUCAUAACAUUUUGCUCGUCAUUUACCAUGUAAUUUUUAGAGGUAAAAACAAAUUACAUUUAAUGUUUCUUGUAGUCUAAGAAUUAUUACUUUAUUUCACACCAGUGUGUGUCUUGUUGUAGAACACACAAUGUGCAUGUGUCAUGCUUGUGUUUGAAACAUCCACCUUCCAUCACUAACGUUUUCUGUAACUCUGAGUCUAACUUAAGAGUCUUAAUGGUGUAUCAGAGUAUGUUCACUGUUUGUAUAUUAACUGUACAAUAAUGGGUAGUGCACUUAAGUAUCUCAACCGGCUGUAUAUAUUAUGUCCCUACACACAUCUGCUGUAAAUAAAAAGGAAUGUAAAUGAAAUGUUAUCGAAUUUCCAUGAAUUUUGCUUUUAUUAUUUAAAUUCUGUGACUGUAAUAAAUUGUUGUUAUACUGUU